This is a messenger RNA of Branchiostoma belcheri (Belcher's lancelet), 3695 nucleotides long. Its product is annotated as probable ATP-dependent RNA helicase DDX28. NCBI's taxonomy places the organism in Eukaryota, Metazoa, Chordata, Leptocardii, Amphioxiformes, Branchiostomatidae. The coding region runs from base 170 to 1930 and encodes 586 amino acids. The transcript is spliced from 16 exons. The record is from RefSeq and is a predicted model, not a curated record. Gene Ontology annotation, molecular function: RNA helicase activity; ATP binding; nucleic acid binding.
AAUUUCUGUGACAUCAACUUGGAUGAGCUAAACAAUAAGAUGACGAUAAAAAGUAAUUUAACAUAGUAGUUUUCACAAACUUUAUGUUUUGAUCGAAAAAUGUUACAAUUUGUCUUAAAAACGGUAACGUUACAAUAUUUGCCCCCUCUUGUGAAUGCAAUAAUCCAAGAUGGCUGCGCCCAUAGAAAUUUGCAGAUUUUGUAGGCUGGCCAGAUUUGGCUUUCUUGUUAGAUCCAUAGGGAGUAGAUCCACGAUAGAUUCAGACAAGUGCACUGUACAAUAUGGGGACAGCAUUAACAUUAAUACCCAAUUGUCCAGAUACUAUGUGAGUGAGGCAGCCAGGCAGAAUGUAAUCCGUAUACCCCAGUACUUAAACCGGAGACUAGACCAGAUUAAAAAAGCCAAGUCACUUGGGAAAAACUCAGUUCCUCUGGCCAGACCAGGUAGGAUCAUCAUUUCCUGUAAGAGGAAAGAGUUUAACCACUAUGGAGGACAGAGCCUGGGCAAGUUUGACAUCCCCACACUGGCCUCACAAGGCUGGAAACACAAGAAGUCAGUCGGAGACCACUUCACUAUAGUGGGCUAUACUAAGAACCCAGCCCUGCUCCCAGAGGAGAAGGAUACAGACAAGGAGAAGGUUGUAGCUGGAGAAGGAGGGGACAGACCACUAACUACUUUUGGGGGGCUCCCGUUGGAGGAAGGCAUCUUGGAAGGACUCCGUUCCAUGAAGAUGGCAGUACCUACAAAAAUCCAGGCAGCUGCCAUACCUGCCAUACUGAGUGGGAAGAAUGUCUUGUGUGCUGCAGAAACAGGAAGUGGUAAGACCCUGUGUUAUGUGGUUCCCCUCCUGCAAAGUCUCCUGCCUGUAGUGAGAGAGCCAGACACAGACAUGGCACGGAGAGAACUGGGGCGCCCUCUAGCUGUCAUAGUGGUGCCUGCAAGGGAGCUGGCUGAACAAGUCAUGAAAGUGUUGACAAGUUUCAACACUGCGAUGCUGAAACCUUUCCAGAUGCAGAUGGUAGUAGGAGGACAGGGAAUUGGCAACAUUAAGAAAAAACUGGAGAAGUGUGUUGACAUUCUUGUUAUUACUCCUGGAGCAUUGAACAAGGCUCUCCAUAAAGGUUUCCUAGGAAUGGACUGGGCACAGUGCCUGGUUUUAGAUGAAAUAGACACCCUUCUGGAUGACAGCUUUUCAGAACUGACACUUGAAGCUAUCUCAUGUUGUCAGGUGAGAGUUUCCGAGGUUGGCGGGGUCGGGGACGGUACCCAGGUCAUCAUGGCGGGAGCGACCAUGCCCAAACGUACCGCGGAGGUGCUCGGUGAAGUCGUGCCUAUGGAGUCAUUAGUGACGGUGACAACCCCAGCCUUACACAGGGUCAUGCCUCACGUGUCACAGAAGUUCCUACGGGUCAAGUCUAGCAGCAAGGCUGCUACAGUUCUGGAGCUUGUCAAACAGGACGUGAACGAAGGCUGUCCCGUCAUUGUCUUUUGCAAUACCUUCUCGUCUGCUGAUUGGCUGUCGCACACACUGAGGGAAAACAACAUCAAACACUCCAAGAUUACGGGCAAGUUGAGCGCAACUGUAAGACUCGGUAUCUUCAAAGAAUUCCAGGAUGGCUUGACUGAUGUACUAGUGUGCACAGACAUUGCCUCAAGAGGACUGGAUACUGUUAGGGUUCAGCAUGUGAUAAACUUUGACUUCCCCGGUGUGGUGUCAGAUUACAUCCACAGAGUGGGGCGUGUGGGGAGGGUGGGCAGCAGGGUCACAGGGAAGGUCACCAGUCUGGUGUGUCAGCCCUAUGAGGUAGACAUGCUCUGGAAGAUUGAGACGGCUGUGAGGAGACAGACAGAGCUGAAGGGAGUGGAUGCCAACAUCACCAGGAAAAUAGCCAAGAGAUUCAUGGAUGAGUGGGACUUUCCUGAGGAUUGAAAUAACAGAAAACAUCUGACAGAAAACAUAAAAACAUGUACCCCUUAGGCCUAUACCAGCACAUUAUACCUUUCUAUACUGCUGAAACACUUUUUGCUAUUUAUUUUGUCAAGUAGCUAUCCUCAUUAACUGUAUUUUCCUGUACAUGAAAUGCAUAUAAUGCCAUGAAUCAGUCAAACAAUCAUCAGUUUUUUUCUACCAAACAUUACAGCUAUCUCAUCAAACAUUGCUACCGUGGUCUGUAUAGAGCUUUUGUUACCGCAAUGUGUCCCUCCACAAACAUACAGUAUACAUACAGAAUAGAUACAUACAGAAUUCUGCCAAGCCACAUUCGGUGUCUUUCCUUCAAAUGCCCUUAAAUUUUUACCAACUUUGAGUUCUACCUUCAUUCACAUACCAUACGUGCAGUUUUCAACUUUGGCAAGAGCUAAGAUAUCUAAGCCAUUGCCAAAGAGUAUUUUUAUUGAAGGCAGAUGUUAUAAAACCAUAGUAGCUGUUCAUUUUGUGGAUUCAUGGAGGUUCAUUUGUAAUUAACCCAGCAUUCAUAUCAGGUAACCUAUUAAUUAGUUGUCCACUUAAACCUUAUAACAUGUGGUGAGCUGGAAUGAGAUGGCUGCCUUCCCAGAUUUACUGGGCUGGUUUGAUUUGUAGCUCUGUGGGAAUCUGACUCUCUGAACUGAGGUGCUGAGGGUAGGUCUGAUCUGUCGUAUAUUUUCCCGUGGAUAGAAAAGGGAUCUUUCUCUUAAAGAGAAGAGGGUAGAUUACAGAAAAACAUGUAUCUUAUUCGAAUAUUAGAAUCUGUGCAGAAUUCACACCAAUAAGGCAACUGAAGAUUAGAACCUUUUUACUGUUUUCAUAUCCAAAAUGUUGUAUAGGUCACCAGAGUUUUUUUAAGUCAUGCAGAAUUUUCGAACCUUGACAAACUAUGUUUCAUAGCAAAUAUCACCACAUGCACACUUAAUGCAGUUGUUGAAAGUAAAAGUCUUCACACACAAGGGAAAUUUCAUUCCUAAUCAUUUUUUUUAUUCAUAGUUCAAAAUCUUAUUGCAACAAACAAUGACACAGACUCACAUUUUGAAAACUCCAUUCGAUAAUCCUAAAAACUUUGAUAUGUAUAUAUAUUUACACCAUAAUUUGUUUGACAUCUUCUAAACCUACAAAUACAUCCACAAGCUACACAAUGAUUUUUUACAUCUUCAGUGACAAUUGCAUAAUAUUUUUGCUGUUUCACACUUUAAAGGAUUUCUUUUAUGAUAUGAUUCCUAAGAGCUUCUGAGUGAGGUACUACCUACUUGAUCAUCUAAUCUAUAGAUUCCUAUUACUAGUACCCCAUGAAACUUACCACGUGGCUCUUGAUUGAUGACAAUAAAAAUAAACUGUAAAGCUGUUACAUGCAAAACAAAAUUUAGCCGCUUUUUGUAUAAGUUUUCUCAGUAUAAACAUCGCCACCAAUAUGGUGAUAAAUCCAGAAAUGGAAAAUUUGAACUUUCUUUGGAAAGGGGAUUGAGGUACACUCUCCGGGGACAGUAGCAGUCCUGGAAGCUGAAUAUAUGUCUGUUCUGUCAUGGGCACAUUUGGUGAACUUGCCACUUUUAAAAAGCAAAGAAAACUAGUUUUGCAAUUAGAAACUACUUUCAACCUGAAAAAACGCAGCACAUAGAAGAACUAGAUGGAUGGAAUAAGAGGUAACAUCUGUGUCCAUAACAUCACCAUAGUCCAUAAUAUCGCCACCUUGAGAAAAAGUGUACUUUAAGAUACUUUUACU